Rotaria sp. Silwood1 is the source of this 927-nucleotide messenger RNA. Lineage: Eukaryota; Metazoa; Rotifera; Eurotatoria; Philodinida; Philodinidae. The record is from the annotation of a GenBank genome assembly.
AUGUCAGUUUCUACCCUAACUAACGUACGACUCAAUAUAGGUCGUUAUGGUUUGUCAACUAUAAUUGUGCUUGGCAAUAUUAGUAAUAUUUUAACAACCCUUAUAUUCAUACGAGUAUUACGAAAACAGCUCAAUUCAUGUACAAUGUACUUAUUAGCUUCUUCAAUUGCAAAUAUUAUUUUGAUUGAUACUGCAGUUAUUUCCUCACUUUAUGGUAUUGAUCAUCCUGACCCAAUACAUUUAUUAGUCGCUUUCUGUAAAUUGAAAUUUUAUGGACCACACGUGUUAUUAAUGCUUUCAAGAAGUUUUAAAAUAGCUUCCUGUAUUGAUCGAUGGGCUUUGACUUCUUCAAAUGUUAGAAUUCGAUCAUUUUCUCAACCAAAAAUUGCACGUAAUGUUAUCAUUUUUCUUAUGCUUAUUUGGCCAAUUAUUCCAAUAUUCCUGGCUAUCCUCUCAAAUAUUUAUUCUGGUCGUUGUAGUCAACCUUCAUAUUAUGCUUUUCCUAUUUCAAUGUAUUCAUUUAUUUUUGUGGGAUCUCUUCCACCAUUAUUAAUGUUUUUAUUUGGUUUAUUAACGUGGCGUAACUUAAAAGAAAUUCGAUCACGAAUUGCACCUGAAAAUGAUUCUACUCGAUAUCGUUUACAAAGAUGUGAUCGUGACUUGAUGAAAAUGGUAGCUGGUGAAAUACUUGUCUAUUUAAUAACUACAAUGCCUUAUCCUGUUAAUUCACUGUAUGGUAUUAUCACUGCAUCUAUUGCACAACAAAAGAGUGAAAUGCGUUUGGCUAUUGAAACACUUAUUUCAUAUAUAAUUAGUCAAAUAUUGAUUUAUAUAUAUUAUGUUACUCCAUUUUAUGUAUAUUCAAUUAGCUCAAAGAAAUUUCGAGGUGAUUUCGUUCGCUUCAUUCGUUGUCAAUCAAUGCUCUAA